Messenger RNA from Anguilla rostrata (American eel), 1795 nucleotides. RefSeq names its product ubiquitin-conjugating enzyme E2F (putative) (gene ube2f). The record is from RefSeq and is a predicted model, not a curated record. The transcript has 10 exons. Lineage: Eukaryota; Metazoa; Chordata; Actinopteri; Anguilliformes; Anguillidae. Bases 257 to 814 code for a protein of 185 amino acids.
AUUUGGAAGACGAAACGAUCACUGCACUUCCGCUUCUGCUACUGGCCCGCAGAAGCGGUGUUCUCCAGAGUUUAACCCCAUCUGGACGAGCAAUUGAGGAUUUAACAGUAUUAUCUUGAAGUCGCCAGCGCCCGAAGUGCAAACAUUCAGCAGGCGCUGCAGUGGCGGCCGGGUGUGUUUCCGUGGACUGUUGAUUAUGGUGUAAGACGGCGCGUUUCACCAGACUCAGAGACAGCAGGUGAGAGAGCGGGCCGCCAUGCUGACGUUGGCGAGUAAGCUGAAGCGGGACGAGGGCGGGAAGGCGGGCCGCGCCCCCAGCGGCCCCUCAGACUCCGCCCACCGGGUGUCCAUCCGCGACCGGCUACUCAUCAAAGAAGUUGCAGAACUUGAAGCCAACCUUCCAAGUACCUGUAAACUCAACUUCCCUGACGUGAACAAGCUUCACUCGUUUCAGCUGGCCGUCUCCCCAGAUGAAGGCUACUACCAGAGCGGGAAGUUCCACUUCGAGAUCGACGUCCCCGAAGCCUACAACAUGGUGCCCCCCAAAGUGAAGUGCCUGACCAGAAUAUGGCACCCCAACAUCACAGAGACCGGAGAGAUCUGCCUCAGCUUGCUGCGGGAGCAUUCGAUCGACGGCACGGGGUGGGCUCCGACCAGGACGCUGAAGGACGUGGUCUGGGGACUGAACUCCUUAUUUACUGAUCUUCUGAAUUUCGACGACCCGUUGAACAUCGACGCGGCCGAACAUCACCUGCGGGACAAGGAGGACUUCGGGAACAAAGUUCAGGACUUCAUCAAGAACUACGCCAGAUGAUGACUUGGACAGCUGCGUCGGCUGCCUGCGACUGCGACUGCGCAGCUGAACCCCCCCUCCGCCCCCGACCGACCCGCUCUGCGCAUCAUCUCCAACGCACCCCAGACUGCGAUAUCAAACCACAAAAAAAAACAAAAAAAAUGCAUCUAGAUGUUAAAAUUUUAGAAGAAGAAAUUGGGGGGGGGAGAAAAGAAAUUGCUUUAGAACUGCUCUCCAGAAUCCCAUUGGGCACAGGAGAGGGGAAAUGGAACAUAAAUGAAAUUAUUCUCUUUUUUAUUUUUUCUUCCUUUUUGUCAGGGCUCGAGGAUGAACUUGGUCACGUGACCCCCCCCACCUCCCCCCCAGCAGUUCGCUUUACUUUAAAAAAGGGGGGGGGUGUCGAUGUUAGCGAAACCCAACGACAAUGAUAAUCGGGCCAGCGGUGAGGUGGAUAGACCCGCGAUAACGCCACGUCCCCCCUUGCUAGUGCCCGCCCUGCCCCCCUUCUCUUUUCGCAGAGAAAGAAGAAAACCUGUGUAGCUGAACAAAAAAAAAAAAAAAAAAAAGACAAAAAAAAGAAACCACUCUGUGUAACUGAAUUUAAACCACACUGCCUGCUCCCACACCUGACUGCAUGCCAAUAGCCAAGAGCACAGGGAGGAGGGGGGUUGGGGGAGCUGUACCCUCCCCGCCCUCCCCACCCCCGCGUGUAGACGCGGGUCAAAGCUGUGGCCAACGUUACCGAUGACUCUGUCCAAUCAGCACAGCCCCGGGAUCCCGCUGCGCUACCUGCUUCUCACCUUUUAGCUAGCCGAGUGAAAACGAACAAGAGAAAACGAGAAAAGCUGUGAUUGUUCUUUUGAGGAUGUAAUUUUGGGGGCGGUCUGCCACCGGGUCACUUCCUGUGUCCUCACUUCCUGCCCCCCUGCUGUGUGGUCCCACCUGAGCAUGUGUGAAAGGCUGCCAGCCCCUCUCCACACACACACACACACACACACACAC